AUGUCUUUUAUUCAAGCUUUUCACAUGACAGGAACUGUUAUCAGCUCAAUCUUAAUUGUUAUUGACAUUUCUGCAAUUUUCAUAAGAUACUUUACCCUAAAUGUUAAAAUAUUUUGGUUGUUUGGACUUGAGAUUAAUGGAGAGAAUAUUGAUUUUUGUGGGCAAAAAACUUAGUAUCUCAAAAACUCAUCUAUAGAACAAAGUGAUGGAGGAGACACUCAAGGGGAUCUAUAUUCAGAGAGAUAAGAGCAUAAAAUCAAAAACUAUUUCAGCCUGAAAUGCAUGAGGGCAUUUUUUCUGACUAUGAUUUUGCUUUCAUUUAACAUUUUUGUCCUAUUUGUUGGAACUCUAAAAGUAAUUCAAGUUUCUUAGAGUGACUCUACUAUAAAGCAUUUCCCUAAAAAAUGCUCACAAACAUAUGAGAAUUGUAUCAGACUAGCAUAGUAUAAUUGCAAUGGAAUAUCGUUAUCAGAUCUAUAAAGUGAAGCAAAUAUGAGUAUGAUAUUUGAAUAUUUAGGAACAAUACCUAAGAAAAAUGAAGCAAAACCUCCUAAAAAUAUUGAAACUUAAUUGGCUGAUUAAUCACCUCUCUACGAUUUCAGUGUGGCAAGAGCAAUAAAUAAAUAAAUUGUGAAAUGCUUAGAAAGAAUUCAAUAAACUAAGUUUAUCUACUCAUCUUUCGAUCUUGAUAAAUAAUCAGAUAAUAUUCUGCAGUUAGAAUAUCAUCUAACACUUUCAUCAUAUUGGCUUGGAUUUAUUUCAGACUAUUUGAUUAAGAUUAAGCCGUUAAGCUAAUCAAACAUUAACUUAAGUAUUAUUGAAGUUUAGAGCCAAUAAAGAUUUGAUAUGGAUUUGAAGGAAUAGUAAAUAAAAAUGACAGAAGUCGUUUAUAAAUGCUUUGCCAAAUAAGAUGUUUUCCAAAAUUGCUAAGAUAAUAAUAUUAUAUAAAACAAUCCAGUUUGUUAAAACUCUUCUAAGCCAAUUGAUAAAACUUCGGUUAAAGAAUCAUAGGAAUAAUUGGUAUAGUAUCUAUAAGAAUGA
This is a messenger RNA of Stylonychia lemnae, 1041 nucleotides long. The record is from the annotation of a GenBank genome assembly. NCBI's taxonomy places the organism in Eukaryota, Ciliophora, Spirotrichea, Sporadotrichida, Oxytrichidae.